AUGUGCUACAAAAAGAUUAUCCCUCUUGUUAUUCCACCGGAGAGCUUCCACGAAAACGUGCCGGCAGCAGGAGUGACGGUGGCAACAGAGGUGGUAGCCACCGUCGGUCGUCACCGUGACGGUGGUGGUGAAAAGAAGAAGUGUGUGUGUUCACCAUCGACGCAUCCAAGAUCGUUCAAGUGUAGGUAUCAUCAUCAUGAAUAUCAAUGGGUUCCUUCUUCUUCCCUCCACAAAUAACACAUCAUCAUGUAAUCAACAACUAUAGUCUUACUUUCAUGGUUGUUUAUUAAUUUAAUCAAAGUAGAAUCGUGAAUGUUCUGUUUCUUUAUAAAGUAUAUCCUCCGUAUAUCAUUAUAAAACGAUGUUUUCUAUCA
This is a messenger RNA of Brassica napus (rape), 374 nucleotides long. RefSeq lists its product as uncharacterized. The transcript has a single exon. The record is from RefSeq and is a predicted model, not a curated record. NCBI's taxonomy places the organism in Eukaryota, Viridiplantae, Streptophyta, Magnoliopsida, Brassicales, Brassicaceae. Bases 1 to 237 code for a protein of 78 amino acids.